Molecule: messenger RNA, 402 nt
Organism: Spirometra erinaceieuropaei
Lineage: Eukaryota; Metazoa; Platyhelminthes; Cestoda; Diphyllobothriidea; Diphyllobothriidae
Source: the annotation of a GenBank genome assembly
AUGGAGGAAACGAUAUUUCGCUCAGGUCUGCAGGAGGAGGAGGAGGAGGGGGAGGUCGUUGUCAAUGGAGCUGCCGAGUACGUAAGUAUCAGGGAGCCCCACUUCCCCCCAGGCAGCGUGGUCUGUCUCGAGGGGGUCACUGAAGUCAGCAAAGACAUUCAGCGUGUCCACAGUCAGCACAGUCCCCGGGAAGGCAUGCAGGACGUUGUGGAACUUCUUUUGCACCUGUUUGGAGCUGCUCAUUGGGCAAGCGUAUCUGCUGAAGACAGCGGAGGAUUUGGCUUCCCGAAGAGGCAGACGCGGACUCAUGAUAUGUUGGCUGACGUCCUGCGGAGGAGAAGGGAGCCACCCCACGAUUUCGUUACGGACGACAAAGGCGGCGCCAGCGUCACGUCGCUUUAA